AUGGCGUUGGCUCUGUGCGAAGCUUCGUUUACAUGGAAGACAAGCAGAUCACCGUCUUCGAUUAUCUCAGUCCGCGCAUUUGAUGCGGAUACUGAAGAAAAUCUCGAAAAUUAUAACUUCCAGAAGGACAACUUUGUAUGUCUUGUUCAAGAUAAAGGAGAUGUUCAAAAUGACAGAUGUAUUCUUCGCCUUAGUUGUCGAGACCAUAAUUUCACACUUAUAAAUGGGAUUACAAUCAUCAGUGAGUCACGAACAUUAGAGGUCAGCAAUGAUACAGACGGGUAUAUUUCAACGAUCAGAGGCCAAAAAAUUAAUGGUGACUCUGCAAACAGUGAUAGCUAUUUAUAUGUGUGUAAAAGUAAUUUUGAGGAGAGCUAUGCAGAUUUACAUGUCAAGUUUUUAUCACUUGGUGAACGAACAUCAUUUAAUGUUCAUUUAGUCGAGAUUAGUACUGUACAGCAAACAGAAAACAAUUUGGUGCAUACAGGAGAUUCUCUAAACAUAACUAAGCUAAAGAAGGAUGUGGAUGCUAUGGGAGGUGCUGUGUCUGAUCGUGCCAAAGACUUCUUGGCCACGUUGAUGCAGUUUAAGCAGAACAAAAUGAAGAAUUUUGAAGAGCUGAUGGUUUGCCAGCAACAGGACAAAGAGCAACCACAUUUUCCCCUGGGUCAAGGUUAUACCGCCAUCAUGAGUAGUAUGUUACAGACGGGAGCACUAAAGUCUCUGUUUGGAGCACCAAAUCCUGAGAGCAGAAGUAGUGAUAAUAGAAGUCCAGACAUGUACUCCAUGCUGCAGGCAGUGUGUAGCUCAGUCACAAGCAUGAGAGCUGCAGAAUCAUCCAGAGAGUUGGACAGUUUUAGUGUAUCUGCUUCACCUGACUCUGGGUUAAACAGCACAACACAUGAUACCGAAGAAGACAAACUCAACCUUCCAGCGGAGGAAAUUAUGGUCUUUGUGGAACAGAAAAUUAACCAUGCUAAGGCAGAGCUUCAGGCAGAAAUUGUUGAACUGAAAAGGGAAAUCACUAGUCAGAUUAGUACAGUAACAGCUGAAAUGAAUGAUAAAUUUGAGAAGAUUAUGUGUUUUUUAAGGGAGAUUCACGGAAAGAAAGAAGAAUCACCUCCAAAAAAUAAGACUUAUCAAGAUUAUUUAUGA
This is a messenger RNA of Candidula unifasciata, 1155 nucleotides long. The record is from the annotation of a GenBank genome assembly. Lineage: Eukaryota; Metazoa; Mollusca; Gastropoda; Stylommatophora; Geomitridae.